Aspergillus caelatus is the source of this 1848-nucleotide messenger RNA. RefSeq lists its product as uncharacterized. The record is from RefSeq and is a predicted model, not a curated record. The transcript has 4 exons. Lineage: Eukaryota; Fungi; Ascomycota; Eurotiomycetes; Eurotiales; Aspergillaceae. The coding region runs from base 142 to 1581 and encodes 479 amino acids.
AGUUAAACGACCAAACGAAUACUCUGAUUAUCGCCUUAAAAGACCGUGAUAUUCCAUUGAAAUAUGCUGAGGUUGAAUCAGCUUUCACCGAUGGGAAAGAAGCUGCCGUGAACGAAAAAUGGGUGAUGGAGCACCUGAACCAUGAUACUCUUCUAUCCCAAGAGGAGCUCACCUUGUAUUGACUAUACAAAUAGGUAUACGAAACUCGAAAGUACCGGCUCUUUACAGAAUAUCAUGCACAACCCCGAUACGAAUGCGGACCGACCGUUGCUCGAUGAAGAUGUUCGGAAGGCGAUUGACUCGCUGAACGAUUCAACCGCUGUGAUCCAGAAACAAAAGCAGAUUUUAGCAUCCCAAUGCGACAAUAUAGAUAAAGAGCUUCGCCGAAAAGGUGAACGAGAAGUCAGACGCAGCACCGGUAUAGAACACCUGCGUCAGAGAUACAAAUCAGAAAGGCAAAGCACGAAUGCCGUGUCUAUUGAAUUGGCUCAGGAAGUGACAGCGGGCUUGAAAACCGAAUCAGAGAACACAGCAGUGGAUAGUAAAAGGAUAUUGUCAACUCUUGCAGCUUGGCUAAAGGAGGACGAUAGAGCACUAGUGGACCUAGAGCGGCUUGGAUCUGGUAUGGGGUCUACUGGAGAUGAUGCCUCUGUAGUAAAACGGACCUCCGAGUUAAGCACGAUACUCGCCGAUUGUCUUGCAGAAGAAAUACAAUGUCGGCUCGAUCGAGUUUACUUGGAGAACCUCCGGGCCGGUCUAUUCAAGGCCAAUCAGAACCUUAACGGUGCUGUGGAUGAAGUUACAAUCGCAUUGGAAGGAGAACUGGAGUCCCUGUAUCCGGAGAUUGACAUGCUGGCUGAGAUGUAUACCAAGCAACAAUACACCGCACCUAUAUCACGCGCUCUCCAAAACCACCACGACCAGUGGCACAUUGCUUCCCACAAGAAACUCAACUAUAUCUUAGACCUGGUCGCUGAGAUGACGUUAUCUACAGAACGUCUCACCAAAUCCCUGCAAGAUCGCGAGUCAUUCUGUGGGACUCUCGAAACUUUCAAUACCACGUAUCGAACCAAAGUAGGUAAUCAGUUUUCUGAAAUAUCUGUACCAAGACGAGAGGAUAUUAGAAGACGUUCGAUCCAACCAACGUUGGCAUACACACCUGCCGCGAAACGCAUCGAUUCGGUUUCCGAGUCCCAUGCCCUCGCCGCUGUCUUGCGCCGCACAGGCUUAUCUUCCGAGUCGGUGUUCCAACCCGAAGAAGGUAAUGUGGGCACCGAUGUGCUUUUUGACGCGAGACAUCACAUGUUCGAUUGUCUGCAGAAUUAUGGCAUUGCCGCAGAUGCCCCUCUGGUGACCGAAAUGAUCUCGGGUGAUCAGGCAACCCGGCUUCUUUCGUCCUCCUUAAACGUCAAUUCACACGUUAAGACUUUGCUCACGAGUGACAUCCAUGAGGCCGAGCUCUCUGACCUUCGACUUAAAUUAGAGCAUGUACAAAAAGGGGUUGAAAUGCUCGACCUUGGCGUAGUACUUCAACGUGACAGGAGCCGAGAGACGUUUGUUGAGAGGUGGGGGUUGACAUAAAGGAUCCAAUGUUUGACCACGGCCUCGAAUAAGAAACUCGUGUGGUAAUGACUACGAGAUGAAAAGGAGGCUUGCAGGGCCUUGCAGGUGUUAAUCAACUAGUGGCUGUCUUUGGCUUGCCCCUUUCUUGUUCCUUUAAUUUUUUUAUCUUUUAUUUUCUUUUUCUCCUUCCCUUCUCUUCAAAACUAAUUCACAAAAAAGAAAAAAGAAAAGACCGAAUGGAAGAAAAUAAAUAAACUAGCCAAAGAUGGUGAAUCUUCAUUCCCC